AUGAAUUUAAAAUAUACCAGUAUGCAAAACAUUAAAACAUGGUUAAAUAGAAGCAGUAUUAAAAAUUCCCCACUAAAAACCAUUCUUCCUCCUCCUCCCCCUUCCUCUGUCUCCUCUCCCACUUUCCUCUUUCUUCUCCUCAUCCUCCUUCCUCUUCCUUCUCUUCCUCCUCCUCUACUUCCUCUUCUUCUUAUUUUUCUUCCUUCUCCUCUUCCACCUCCACUUCCUUUCUCUGUCCUCUUCCUCCUUCCCCUUUCUCCCCGUUCUCCCUCUUCCUUCUUCCUCUUCUCCUUCUUUCUCCACCUCUUCCUCCUCCCUCUCCCUCCUUCCCUUCCUAUUUCCUCUUCCUCCUCAGGCUGCGGAUUCCGGCCGGAGUAUGACGGCGUGCAGGGCUUCUCGGUGGGGGGCUCCCGCAUUGUGGGGGGCUCCAAGGCGGAUGAAGGCAAGUGGCCCUGGGUGGUCAGCAUCCAGACCGGCGCCUUCCACUUCUGCGGAGGGUCCAUUGUCCAUCCCUGGUGGGUCCUCUCCGCCGCCCACUGCUUCACCAAAGAGGGGAGGAAGCACAUCAAGGUGGCGGCCGGGAGCAACCUGCUGGGGCGCAACAACGUGACGCGCUGGGUGCGCAAGGUGCGCCUGCACCCGCUCUACGACCACAAGACGUACGACAACGACAUUGCGCUGCUGCUGCUGGAGGAGCCCAUCCCCUACAGCCCCUUCCACAGCCUCCUCUGCCUCGCCGACCGCACCAUCGUGCCCGACGACGACCUCUGGGAGAGCUGCUACGUGGCUGGGUGGGGGCUCACCCACCCCGGUGAGGGCUUCCUGCCUUUGGGGUCCACCAUUCCCCGGCUGCCAUCCUUGAGUGGGUCUCUCUCUCUCUCAGACACAAAGCAGGGCUCCGUUGCCCUGCUGGACGUGCAGGUGGACAUCGUGGACUGGACGCUCUGCCAGCGCUGGCUGCAAUCCCUGACCAGGAACAUGGUCUGCGCCGGGUUCGAGGAGGGAGGCCGCGACUCCUGCCAGGGGGACAGCGGGGGCCCCUUGAUGUGCCGGCCCCCCAACCACAGCAUCCGCCAGCGCUGGUUCCAGGUGGGCGUGGUCAGCUGGGGGCGCAGCUGCGCGGCCGAGAAGAGCCCUGGCGUCUAUGCCAGAGUCUCCAACUACCACUCCUGGCUGGAGCAGACGGCCGCCAACGACGGGCACCCCUUCCCCAAGCUCCCGGCCGCCUUGGCCAACGCCGAGGGCCCUGGGGACACGGGACAGGUUUCGGCGGCCCACAUGCCACAGGCGGAGGCGGACAUGUGGGCAGACAUCUACAGCACGGGCGGCCAGUAUGGCCGGAGCCCGUCCCUCCCGCUUCCAUGGUGGGGCCUUUGGGUGGCGGGAGUGGCCUUGGCCCUGGACGCUGCAUGCUGAUGGGUCAAGCCGCAAAGGAUUCUGGGAAAUCAGAGUGGCCCUCUCUCUCUGUGUGUCUGGACACGACGGCAGGGAGGGAAGGGGGCUUGGAGAUGAAAUAAAUAUUCUUGGGUAGUUAUGGCUGCGUCUCCUAACGGGGUGUGGGGAAUGGAAUGGAUGGGACUGCGUGGCUGGGGCCUGGCUAAGGGACUAUCAAGGUCUGGCAAGGCUGAAGAUGCCAUCCUGAGAA
This is a messenger RNA of Anolis sagrei ordinatus, 1645 nucleotides long. NCBI's taxonomy places the organism in Eukaryota, Metazoa, Chordata, Lepidosauria, Squamata, Anolidae. The record is from RefSeq and is a predicted model, not a curated record.